Drosophila montana is the source of this 5486-nucleotide messenger RNA. RefSeq names its product terminal nucleotidyltransferase 5C. Bases 321 to 3218 code for a protein of 965 amino acids. NCBI's taxonomy places the organism in Eukaryota, Metazoa, Arthropoda, Insecta, Diptera, Drosophilidae. The transcript has 2 exons. Gene Ontology annotation, molecular function: poly(A) RNA polymerase activity; RNA binding. The record is from RefSeq and is a predicted model, not a curated record. Gene Ontology annotation, biological process: mRNA stabilization.
CGUGUAUGUGUUGAGAGUGAGAGAGAGAGCAAGUGAGCGUAAGCGAGAGCGCGCCAAAGCAGAGGCAACAAUAAGCAGCGACCGUUAAGCGAAACAGCGCCCAAAGCCAAUUGCGCAUAGAACAAGCACAGAAGCACAUUCGUUAAGCGCAGAGAAGUCGAAAUAAAAACUCACGAAACUAUACAAAAAAAAAACCAAAACAGAAAUUUAAAAAUUUAAAAAUAUAAACAAAAUACAAUCGAAACACUAGAGAAAAACGGCAAACAAUCAAAAACGGCUGAAAAAGUUUUAAGUGUGACGACGACGUUGCCGUUGUGAAAAUGGUAAACAAAGCCCAAGGAAAACAGGCGAAGGCAGACAAGGACAAACAAGCUACGCAGCAACAGGAGAAGUCGCAGCAACAGCAGCCACAGGUGCUACAAGGCAACAAAAACAAUAUUAACAUCAACAACAACAACAGCAAUGGCAGCAGCAACAACAACAACAACAAUAAUCAAAUGAAAACAAACGAGAAGACCAAAAAUGGAAACAACAAAUGUAACAACAACAAUGCAGCGCGUGCCAAGUCUGGCGGCAACAAAUCACAACAGCAGCAACAACAGCAGCAGCGCAGCAGCAAAAAGGCGCGUCCGCAGCGGCAGCAGCUCUUCUUUCAGCCGCUGACGCGCAGCAGCAACAGCCAGCAGCAGCUGCUGCUGCAGCGCUCAACAUGCACACAAGACGCCGCCAGCAACAGCAGCAGCAGCAGCAGCAGAAAUAAAAACAGCAGUGCGACAACAGCAGCAAUAACAGGACCAAUAACAGGAGCAAUAACAGCAGCAACAACAGCAACAUUAACAGCAGCCGCUGUCGGCAAAGUAAGCCCCGCCGAUAUGUUAACAGCCGCUUUGGCCGUGCCCUGCGCCAAAUGCUCAAAGCCCGCCAUGCUGCCCCCCGGCCUGCUGCCCUCGUCCGGCUCCACCAGCAGCGCCAGCUCGGAGGCCAGCAGCAGCAGUUACAGCAGCAUUAGCAGCGGCAGCAGCAGCAGCAGCAGCAACAGCAGCAGAAGCAGCGAUCAGCAGCUGCAGCAGCAGCACUCGCAGCAGCAACUGGAGGCAGCCAUCAUUUAUCCGGGCAAACAAUACCGUAAAUCCAAAUCCUAUAUGGGCGUCUCACAAUAUGCAACCAAAGCAAAUGCUGGCAACAGCAACAACAACAACAACAACAACAGCAACAACAACAGCGGCAACAUACCGUAUAGACGCUCGCAGAGCGAUCGCCGCAAUUCAUUCGAUCGCACCUUUGCGGAGCGUAAUCGCGACUUUGUGCCCAUCGUACAGCCAUUGCGUCCCGUUCUCUCCUCAUCGAACAUUGCGGGCGUCAUAGCCAGCGCCAGCGCCAGCAAGCUGACCAUCAUCGAGCGUUUCGGCAAAGGACGCGUCGCCUAUCCCAUUAUGCAGUGCGGGACACUAGACGGAGCCGCCGAACCGUUAUUUCAUCAGCAGCGCAACAACAGAAUGGACGUCUAUCAGAUCGAUGAUGGUUUCCAUUCGGAUGGCGGUACCGAGACACCGCCGCCGUCGCCCAGUUCCGGAUCCUCGAUAGCCUCGACCUCGGACCACGGUUCGCUGGAGAGCGUCGACACUGGGGGAACACAACGGCUGGCGGUGUUAUCGUUCGAGCAGGUGCGCAAGCUGCACAGCGUCAUGGACGAGAAGGUGGCCAUACAUGGACGCGGCAAUUUUCCAACACUGGAAGUGACACUGAAGGAUCUGGUGAAUCUGGUGCGUCGCAAACUGGAGGCAGACGUCAAUACCGGCGGCGCUGGUGUCCUAGUUAAGGAUAUACGACUAAACGGCGGCGCAGCUAGUCAUGUGCUGGCCAGCGAGGAUCAGCCGUACAACGAUCUGGACCUGAUCUUUGCCAUCGAGCUGAGCUCACCGCGCGUCUUCGAUCGGGUCAAGACCGCCGUGCUGAACACGCUGCUCGACCUGAUGCCCGAGGGCGUCUGCAAGCGCCGCAUCUACACGGGCAGCCUCAAGGAGGCCUAUGUCGGCAAAAUGGUCAAGGUCAACAAUAAUAACGACGGCGAUCGCUGGUCCCUCAUCUCGCUGGGCAACUCGCCCGGCCACAAGAAUGUCGAGCUCAAAUUCGUCGAUACAAUGCGCCGUCAAUUCGAAUUCUCCGUGGACUCAUUCCAAAUUGUCUUGGACUCGUUGUUGCUGUUUUACGAUUGCGCCGCCUUGCCCAUAUCCGAGAAUUUCUAUCCGACCGUUGUCGGCGAAUCGGUCUACGGCGACUUCCAGGAGGCACUGUAUCAUUUGCAAAAGAAACUGAUCUCAACGCGCCAGCCGGAGGAGAUACGCGGCGGUGGUCUAUUAAAAUAUUGUAAUCUAUUGGUGCGCAACUAUACGGCCGUCGAUUCGCAAUUGAUCAAAACUCUGGAGCGUUACAUGUGCUCGCGUUUCUUUAUCGAUUUUCCCGAUAUAAGCACACAGACCACCAAGCUGGAGGCAUAUUUGCGCAAUCAUUUCUGGGGCAUCGAGGAGGAGCCGCUGCAAUAUGAGUAUCUCAUGUAUUUAUAUAACGUUGUCGAAAUGUCAACCGUCUGUCUGAUGGGACACGAGCGCCGCCAGACGCUGCUGCUCAUCCACACGCUGGCCCAGCAGGUCAAGCAGGCGCAGGAGCAACAGUAUCAUCAGCAGCAGCAGCAGCAGCAGCAACAACAUCAUCAUCACCAGCAGCAGCAGCAGCAGCAGCAGCAACAGCAGCAACAUCAUCACCAGCAGCAGCAGCAACAUCAUCAUCACCAUCAUCAUCAUCAGCAACAUGCCGUAUACCUGCAGCAGCAGCAGCAACAGCAGCAGCAGCAGCAGCAGCAACUGGAGCCGCAGCCGGCGCAGUCGCCGCCUGUCUUGGCGCUGGUCGCGACAACGUCGUCGCAGCAGACGCCGCAGACGCAAACAAUUUACGUGCAACAGGCAGCGCCGGCCAGUGCCACAAUUUGCUGCAGCAACACGACAGCAGCAGCAGCGGCAGCAACAUCGCCCGCGGCAACGGCAGCGAACACAACAGCAACCGUUGCUGUUGAUGGACAGGUGGCACAGCCGCCGCCGCCGCCGCAGACCAUACAGAUACAGGCGGGUCCGCCGGGCUUGAUCUAUGCGAAUGGCGUUUACUAUGCACCUGUGAUACCCAGCACCAUUUGCACCUGCAAUUCCACCUGGCUGAGCACGUGAUUGGAGCAGCAACAGCCACAGCAGCAGCAGCAGCAACAACAGCAGCAGCAGCAGCAGCAGCAACAGCAGCAACAACUAGCACACUUUAACAAUAUAAACAGCAAGAAGAAGAACAUUAGCAGAGCGCAGGAUGAGGAUGUGGCAGCCACGGGCAGCUUGGUGCUGAUGCAGCAGCAGAUCAACAACUUGCCAGUCUACAAACUGAACAAGCAGCAGCAACAACAGCAACAACAGCAACAACAACAACAACAGCAGCAGCAGCAACAGUUGCUGUUGGGCAGCUACAGCGGCCAAUUUGCAUAUUUCUAUCCGCACGACGGUUCGCCGCCAAGUUUGCUGCUGCUCGGCGAGGAUUCAUAUUUAAAUGUGACAAUGGCCCAACAACAACAACAACAACAACAACAACAAUUUAUCUAAAAAUCUAAAAAACUUACAAAAAAAACUACAACAAAGCAGAAUGCCCGGGCUAACUGCAAGACGGGCCUUUAGAUGUACAAACGUGUCAUAUAUAUAUAUAUCGAUAUAUAUAUACACACAUAUAUCUACAUAUAUAUAUAUAUAUAUAUAUAUCCUGUUGUUCCUUUUUCUAUACAUUUUUGUACGCACGCUAAAGACUCGACGAAAACUCUCCGUCUCUCUCUCUCUCUCACCUGAAAAGAAAAGAAACCACACAAUUGUUGCUGCAAAAUGUUGAGCAUGAUGUUAAUGAUGUAGCUAAGCACACACACCACAACACACACCACAACACACACCAUACACACACACACACCAUACACACACUAAGCCAAGUUUCAACUAAUUUGACUGAAGAGCCGCUGUUUGGGGCGGGCGCCGGGAGCUAAAGGAGCUAAAGGAGCUAAAGGAGCUAAAGGAGCAAAAGGAGCUAAAGGAGCAAAAGUCGCGAUGGCCAACAAGGAAUGAAAGUGAAGUCAAGAAAGAAAGAUCCAACAGCAAAUUCACUUUGCCUACAAACCAGGACAAAUCUACACACACACCAACACACACACACACACUCCCACACACAUUAUAUGACAAGCAACAAAUAAUAGCCAGAUUUUUUUUUUUUUUUUAAUUUUUUCUUUGUGCGUCGCUUAAAAAAAAUUUUCUUGUAUCGCUAAAAAAAACCAACCAACUCAAAAGAACUCUACUUGUAUACGAAAACACACACACACACACACUCCCACACACACACACACACUCCCACACACACACGUAAUUCUUAUCGAUUUUGCUAUUAACUUCCAUUUUUUGAUAGCCCCCUUUUGCACCAAAAAAAAAAAACAAAAAAUAACGAAAAAGUAAAAGAGAAAAGAUAAAGAACCCUUUAAACACAACCCCCCCCCCCCCCCUUUUACCCCCCUUCACCCAAAACUUCCUGCUCGCACACGUUUAAGAUUUGAUUUUGUAAUAAAAAAAAUAGUUAAAAUUGCGGCGCAACACACUAAAAAAACUCAUUUUGUUCUUAUUGUUAAACACACUUAUUUUUUACAGCUCAGUUGUAAGUUUGGCUUGCAGUUAACCACGAAUCAUCCAGCUACACCCCCCCCCCCUCAUAAUUAUUUUAUAAUAUAUUUUUGAAUUUGUUCGUUUAUGCAAUAAGCGCAGCCGCCUUCGUGCCGCCGCAUAGAAAUUCCAAGCAAAAUAUCUACGUAUAUAUAUACUUAUAUCUAACUAUAUACAUAUAAUAAAUACAAUAUAACUACAUACAAAUAUAUAUAUUUUUUAAAAAAAAUACUUAUCACAAAAAAUACUACAAAAAAAAAAAUCAAUCAAAUUACAAGGCAGAUAUGAUGACAUGUAAAUAAAAAAAAAAUAUAUCUAUAUAUACUAAAUAUUAGUCAAAUUUUAGCCGUCAGAAAGUUGACAUAAUAUGCAAAGUAAAACAUUGUAUUUAUAUAUUGUAUAUGAUUUAACAUUAAUGGUAACUCUUAGCUGUAACUCUUAAAACUUAACUCGUUAACUCUUAACUGUAAACUGUUCGACUCUUAAGUACUGUACAAUCUUUUUUUUCUUGGUAAUAGCAGUGCAGUUAUUGACGAAAAAUAACAAAAAAACAGACCGAAACUAAAUGUAUCUCAGCGUAAGACGUUGCUCAAUGGGUUAAGAAAUACUGAAAACACACACAAUAUGAUAGACAUUUACAAGCAGCUUGCAAAAGUUAACAUGAAGCAUGUCAGACGGAAAAACGCAAAUCAAAAUCUCUAAAAAAAAAAAACGAAAAACAAACAAUUUUUUUACUUAACAAUUUUAUAAAGGCAGCAAACAGAA